AUGGUAGAAGGAGUACAACAAGCAAUCAAAGGAAUGCAGGCGUUGAUAAGCGUAGAGGGGCUAGAAAGAGAAGUUAAGGUCGGUAGGCAGAACAGGGGGGGGGGUUUGGGAAAGAUAGUAAGUACUUCUUAUAUCAACCACAGGCUCCCGUGUUUCUUACUUUUUUUGAGUAGUAUCCCAUUCCUCUAUGCCAUUCCCGCAUUCACUCUAUCCGUCCAACAAGCUCUCUCUCCCAUUGGUAGGCAGAAGACAGGGGUUUUGGAGGGAACUACUAAAGGUGUGUAUAAGCCCUACAUACAGUGUAUGUGUCCCUCCAGCCCAGCUGAGCUUCGCUAUGAACUAAUAGACUGA
Messenger RNA from Prunus armeniaca (apricot), 351 nucleotides. Lineage: Eukaryota; Viridiplantae; Streptophyta; Magnoliopsida; Rosales; Rosaceae. The record is from the annotation of a GenBank genome assembly.